AUGCUCGGCCGCACGCUUCACGAGUACAUCUUCAUCCGCGCUUGCAUAAUACCCCUCCGCUACCCAAUUAUCCCCUACGCAGCCCUCCUCUUCGCAAGCCUACUCGGCGCAAACUACACAACCUCUCCCUCAAAAUGGCUCACAACAGCCGCCGUCACAACGUGCAUGGCAGCCACGGAGCUCAUCUACGCCCUCUUCAUCUGGCUCCCCUACACAAGGCGCCUCAGAGAACCCGCCUCGCACCCGAGCCCCUCCUCGCCCGCCGGCCGCCUGGCCCUCUUUGAGCGAUGCAUGGCCACCAUCCCAGACUUUGAACGCUACGUUCGCAUGUGGUUCCUGGGCGCCGACAUGGCCGACAUCCACCGCGACAACGUCCGCGACUUUCUCCUCUGGGCGUUCUUUGACAUGGGCGAAAAGGACGUCGAGCGGGCCAGUGCCAGGGACGGGGAGAACUACGACGUGGAGGUGGACCAGUAUAUAACCCGCAGUGAACGUCUGCUCGGCAGGCCGUUUAAGCCCGGUCGCGGGCCGGCCAAGUGCCUGCGCCUGACGAUCGAUUCCGUAGAUACAAAGUACCGCACCGUCUGGUGGUACGCCAUUAUGGCCUUUUUGGAUCAUGUCACACACCUCUCGUUGUGGUUCUACGGAUUCCAAUACUAUGCGCAGCCAAGAGACAAGGCCAUCUUCCCACCUCGUCUCCAACAGGUCUUUGCCAGUCAGCGGUCCUCGGCCGGCAAUCUGAGCUACUGGCACCGCCCUCACCGCGCAGAAGGUCUACCCGUCGUCUUCCUCCACGGCAUCGGCAUCGGGCUGUGGCCCUACGUCCGCUUUCUCGCCGAGAUCGCCACCAUGAGGAUCAGAGGCCGCGGUCAGACAGGCGUCAUCGCCAUCGAAAUCCUGCCCGUCUGCUUCCGACUGACUGACCCGCCGCUAGGCAAAGAGGUCUUCCUUCAGCAGUUCAAGCAGAUAGUAAACCACCACGCCUGGGAAAAGUUCACCCUCGUCUCCCAUUCGUACGGUUCCAUCUUGUCAACCCAUGCCAUGCGAUGCCCAGACCUGCAGGCCAGGAUCCCGCGGGCCGUGCUCAUUGACCCCGUGAGCAUCCUCCUGCACCUGCCCGACGUCGCUUACAACUUCACACGACGUGCGCCGUCGACUGCAAACGAGUGGCAGCUGUGGUAUUUUGCGAGCAUGGAUCCCGGAGUAGCCCACUGCCUCGGCAGAUACUUCUUUUGGAGGGAGAACGCCAUCUGGGCUGAUGAACUGGUUGGUCGCACAGCAGGAUCGGAAUCGGCGGGUGUCGAGCGGCAUGAAGCGAGGCAGGUCACCGUAUGCCUGUAUUUGGCCGAGGGGGGUCAGGCACAGCAGGCGGGACACCCCGCAUGGUUGCAAGGCGAGCAUGGCCGGCGCAACGUUGCCGGACCAAAGGCUGGACCCAUAUCGGGCAUGGGUUACGAGAGUCACCGUUCCGCUGGGUCAGGCAUCGACAUCCUUUGGUUUCCGGACAAGGACCACGCGCAGGUCUUUGAUUCUCCUAGGGCUAUAGCGCGAAUCGUGGGCGCCAUAUGGGGCGAUGAUGAAGCAAGAUAG
This is a messenger RNA of Colletotrichum fioriniae, 1590 nucleotides long. NCBI's taxonomy places the organism in Eukaryota, Fungi, Ascomycota, Sordariomycetes, Glomerellales, Glomerellaceae. The record is from RefSeq and is a predicted model, not a curated record.